Molecule: messenger RNA, 915 nt
Organism: Eruca vesicaria subsp. sativa (arugula)
Lineage: Eukaryota; Viridiplantae; Streptophyta; Magnoliopsida; Brassicales; Brassicaceae
Source: the annotation of a GenBank genome assembly
AUGUCAAGAGAGGAGCAGCAAGUCUCUGGAAGAGCUGGGAGCUUCAAUGCAACCAGAAGCUCUGGAGGAGAUUCUUACAAUAAAACAAAGAAGAUCUUUGUUGGAGGCUUGCCACCUACUUUGACAGACGAAGAGUUUCGUCAGUACUUUGAAGCUUAUGGUCCUGUGGCUGAUGUUGUAAUCAUGCAUGACCAGACUACUAGCCGUCCUCGCGGGUUUGGAUUUGUCUCCUUUGACUCUGAAGAUGCCGUGGACCGUGUGCUUCAGAAGAACUUCCAUGAUUUGAAUGGUAAGCAAGUUGAAGUGAAGCGUGCUCUUCCUAAAGAUGCUAAUCCAGGUGGUGCUGGACGAGCCAUGGGUGGUGUUGGUGGUGGCGGUGGUUACCAGGGUUUUGGUGGCAAUGAAAGUAGUUUUGAUGGGCGUAUGGAUUUCAAUAGGUAUAUGCAGCCUCAAAAUGUAGGAAAUGGUUUACCGUCUUAUGGUUCUUCAGGUUAUGGUGGUGGUGGGUAUGGAAAUGGUAGUAAUGGUGCUGGAUUUGGUGGAUACGGAGGUUAUGGUGCUGGUGCUGCUGCAUAUGGAGCAACGAGCAUGCCAGGUGCUGGCUAUGGAAGUAGUGCUCCGAGAAACUCAUGGGACGCUCCAGCUCCAGCUCCUAGUGGGUAUGGGAACCCCGGAGGCUAUGGGAAUGGAGCUGCUCAAAGUGGAUAUGGUGUUCCCGGUGGAGCUCCUCCUUCUGCUCAGCCACAGUACGGAUAUGGAGGGUAUGGUGGAAAUGGUGAUUCUGGUUAUGGAAGUCAAGCCGGAUAUGGUGCGGUUGGAGGGAGACCUAGUGUUGGUGGUUUGAACAAUCCUGGUGGCUACAUGGGAGGUUAUGACCCGUCACAAGGGUAUGGUUUGGGUAGGCAAGGGCAAUAG